Caenorhabditis briggsae is the source of this 816-nucleotide messenger RNA. RefSeq names its product Protein CBR-DYLA-1 (gene Cbr-dyla-1). Gene Ontology annotation, molecular function: dynein heavy chain binding. The coding region runs from base 1 to 816 and encodes 271 amino acids. Lineage: Eukaryota; Metazoa; Nematoda; Chromadorea; Rhabditida; Rhabditidae. Gene Ontology annotation, cellular component: axoneme; filopodium. The transcript has 8 exons. The record is from RefSeq and is a predicted model, not a curated record.
AUGACGUUCGAAGAGCCGAAAUUUGAAAGCUCGCUGACUUCAACGAUCCUCGGCUCAAUCGAGACGCCGUCCAACAUAUUUUUACAUGUAAAUCCCGCAGAGGAAACUAGUUCUAAACAAGAGGCUGAAACUAAUAUCACGUUCGAAAGUAUUGUUGAAAGCACUGAAGAUGACCAUGUGGAAAGUGAGCAUCAGCUACAACUCAUUUUGGACUGUAUUCUGCCACCCAGAGUUUACGAACAAAAUGGAAAGUUGUGGAAACAACAAGCAUCGUUACAUCCAGCGACGAGAUUGGAUAUGAUAAACCUUGAAGAAAAACUAGAAAGCGAGUUGAAGGAUAGAGGCGCAAAACCGUUUGGAAUUUGUCCCAUUCGACGGGACCUCUACGCUCAAUUCUUCGAUGAGCUAAUCCGUCAGGUCAGUGUAUCUUGUGCAGAACGCGGACUUUUGUUGGUUCGUGUUCGUGACGAGAUUCGGAUGACGUUUGCAGCAUAUCAGAACGUAUUAGAGUCGGCCAUCGCUUAUGGUGUUCGAAAGGCCUUAUUCAUUGAAAACGAACAAACCAGAGCCACGACUGAAUGGAAAGUGCAGAAGGAGAAAAACAAGGAACUUCUUCUGAAGAUUGCCCAAUUGGAGAAAAAAUUGGCAACAGAUAAAAUUGUAAGCGAGGAGGAAUUGGAAAUUGUGGAGCAGCGAAUGAAGGAUACCAACGAGCGUCUUGUGGAGGCUAAUCGGAUUCUAAAGAACCAACUUCAAUCUAUACUCCAAAUGGAUGAUAUGUCCCAUGUGAAAGUUGGAGAUACAGUGGCACAAUAA